Pararge aegeria (speckled wood butterfly) is the source of this 2271-nucleotide messenger RNA. RefSeq names its product calcitonin receptor-like protein 1 (gene NGR-B3). Lineage: Eukaryota; Metazoa; Arthropoda; Insecta; Lepidoptera; Nymphalidae. The coding region runs from base 1 to 2271 and encodes 756 amino acids. The transcript has 10 exons. Gene Ontology annotation, biological process: cell surface receptor signaling pathway; adenylate cyclase-modulating G protein-coupled receptor signaling pathway. Gene Ontology annotation, cellular component: plasma membrane. Gene Ontology annotation, molecular function: G protein-coupled peptide receptor activity; peptide hormone binding. The record is from RefSeq and is a predicted model, not a curated record.
AUGACGGUGGGGGGCUAUUUUAGCGAUGGCCUGAACCCAGAGAAUGGGGACCUGAGUGCGUGGCAUCAGCGAAACCCUCGAGUGGCGAUACGCACCAACAAUGAGCUGGCUUGCGAGAAACCUAAUAUUUAUUUCUGCGAGGAACCGCCGAACAUGAUACCAGCGGAGAACACUAAAACCUGCAACUAUCGCAACAUCUGGUACCAGGAGCAGGUGUACCGCUGGGUGGCAGGCAGGGGAUGCCUGCUGUACACCCCGGACUUUCUGUUCGUGGGUGGUAGAAAUACCAUCAAUCUGAACGCAGGCUGUGUGUACGGGAAUUUGUUUGCGCCUUGCUUGGAAGUCGUAAAAGACGAUGGCACAUGCGGCUGUUUCCCAUUUGAUCCGAGCCUCGAGGAAGUAGCUACGGCAGUACGCAAAGCCCUAGUGCCUUCUAUACACGGAAGAUGGGAGAGAUGUUUCUAUGGAGCCGUCGACUGUUGCAGUCACUUUAUGAACGGGAAUUACACUGUACAAGUAAAUAGCCAAUGUCCACCUACAUUUGAUGGAUGGAGUUGCUGGCAGCCAGCACAAAACGGUACCGUUGCCAGAUCAGUAUGCCCAGAGUUCGCCUACUCAAAUUCUGGACCAACUUGUCAUCAUUUCAGCCAUAAACAGUGUCACCCCCAAGGGGCAUGGGAGCUUCAAACGGAUUACAGUACUUGCAGCAUCACACCGCGGCUACUGCGCCGCUAUCGCUACUACAUAGGAGUACUUACCUUCUCUGUGGUCACCAGCUUUCCCGCCAUAUGCAUUUUUAUAUUCUACAAAAGACUACGCGUCACCAGGGUCGCCCUUCACAGAAACCUUCUCAUAGCUAUUGUUCUGAGAAAUAUAAUUGUUGUUAUCAGCAGGAACGUGAUCUAUAUUGACGAGUUAACAAACGCUGGGGAGACGAUAAUGUCGCAAAAUAGCGUUGCUUGCCGAGUACUGGCCUUCGCGGAGCGUCUCGCAGGCAACGCUGUAUUCGUAUGCAUGAUGUUGGAGGGAAUCUACCUGCAUAGACUCAUAGUGGCGGUGUUCAAGCAGAAGCUGAGCAUGAAAAUAUUGUACUGCAUCGGAGUAUUAUUCGCAAUGCUGCCAGUGUUCGCGUGGUCGAUUGUCAUGAGCCUGUACAACGACCACUCGUGCUGGAUGGUGUAUACGGUCGACCACAUCCAAUGGAUUAUCGACGUGCCACGCCUGCUCAUACUUUUGAUCAACGGCGUGCUGUACAUCGACGUACUUCGAGUACUGUUUACCAAGAUUCGGAAUAGCGAGAACGCCAAUCAAUUAAACACAGCGAAAGCCACGCUGUUCUUGAUGCCGAUAUUUGGAGUGCAAUUCUUAUUCACUGUGUUCCGUCCGUACACCACUAAUUGCGAUGUUGAACAGUUUUAUUAUAUCGUCGCGUAUACAAUCGAGGGCUUGCAAGGAUUUACCGUCGCUUUACUUUACUGCUAUAUUAAUAAGGAGGUGCACGCCUUAAUUAAAGCUACGUACAAGAAAGCAGAGGACACUGUUACUAGUCGCCUUAAAGGCUCCUCUUAUUAUCCUCGAAUGAGUGGAGAUCCUAAAACUAAUAGACGGUUCACUUAUACAUCGGCUCUUACUACAACCAAAGCAGACGAUUCAAAGAACCAAUACUUAACUAAAGAACCAAAACUACAUGUGGCAGAAAUAAUAUCAAUACAAGCAACAGAAAGACUCGCGGAGAUCUUAGACCCAGUUUAUGAAACAAUAGACAAUGUAAACUCCGAAGGCUAUGACUAUUUAGAACGGUCAAAUAACGACAUUGAUACUGAGUUUACACGGAAUUAUGGUUUUACAAAUGCAUCGAAUAUUUCGAUAGGUUGUCCGGAUUGGCUAAGACGCGAGUCUUCAUCAUCGAGCAAUAUUUAUAACGCUUCCGUUCCUGGAUGCCAUGUGAUACACGAAGAAAUUGUUAAAGAUACGGACAGUCUUAAAAUAAGUACAUCUUCAGGUCAAAAUGAAGAAGAUAAUAAGAAAUCCUUAGAGUCAAGUGAUUAUGAAAAUGCUAUUCAUAGUUUGUCUGAAUGUACGAGUAAUAAUAACAUUGACAGUGAAAAAGGAUUGGAUAUCGAUCGAGACAUGGAAUUUGACUGUGGGAAUUAUGAAAAUAUGCUGGAUGAAAUUAUGCAGUGUAUGGAAGCGCAUGAUGUUAAAUUAAACCCAGACCUUUUGGCACCAAAUAGAUCAGAAGGAGAUAAAAUUGUAUUUGUAGAAGAAUAA